UGUAGUAAGUCAAUCUUAUUCGUUCUUCCCUACAGAGACCAGAACAUUGGACAAUUUAUUUAUUACUUCAGAAUCAUACAGAUGUUUGUAGGCAUUACCACUGGUUGGUUUGUCAGCUGCCUCAGUGUUUUCAACUGCUUGAAGAUCGCUAGUUUUACCCAACGCCUUUUCCUUUGAAUAAAGCAGAGAAUCUCUGGAAUGGUUCCACAGCUGCUCCUGGGGUCACUGCUGCUCGCCUUGCUCACCUGCAUCCCUUCAAUCUGGGCUAAUUACGAUUUUUACCUUUGUUCCAUUGUGGUUCCUUUGUAUCCUUCAGGGCAGUCCAUUAUCCUGAUUCUAAAUAAUCCUAAACUGAAGCAGGCAUCAGUGAAGAUGCUGCAUCAUGUCAAGCAGCACUGGAGACAACAAACUUAUUAA
Molecule: messenger RNA, 417 nt
Organism: Dermochelys coriacea (leatherback sea turtle)
Lineage: Eukaryota; Metazoa; Chordata; Testudines; Dermochelyidae
Gene: TAS2R41
Product: taste 2 receptor member 41
Exons: 2
Biological process (GO): G protein-coupled receptor signaling pathway; sensory perception of taste; detection of chemical stimulus involved in sensory perception of bitter taste
Cellular component (GO): membrane
Molecular function (GO): bitter taste receptor activity; G protein-coupled receptor activity
Source: RefSeq, a predicted model, not a curated record